CUCCGCUGACCGGAGCCGCUCCGACGGUUUAUAGCCGCCGCUCGGCUCCCAUUGGCCGCUAUUUCCAUCCAUUCAUUCUAUUGGACGAGCCCAUUUAGCUGCUCCUCAACUCAACACUAAAUCACUUCAUCUGCACGAGGCAGUUUGCAAUCUGUGAACAUCAUCAUCUUCAUCUUCUUCAUCCGGUUUCGUCGACUCAACUUCCCCCGAAAACAACACCAAGUGUCCGGGCAGCGAGUGCUAGCUGUCACCGCUGUCCACACGCACACACAGCCGCUGUAGGAGCUCAGUUUGACGGUCGAAGACGCCGGUUUUUGCUUGUUUUGAUUCAGCUCAAGUCCCGGUGAAGAGCUCGCCAUGAGUUUUGUGGAAUACUCGGACUGCAUCCAGGACGGAGACGUCGCCAUCGUCUACCUGAGCCACAACUCCGUGAUGCCCGUCAAGGUGCAGCAGGGCGCCCAGACUCAGACCCGUUACGGCGUCAUCCGCCACUCCACGGACCUGAUCGGACAGCCGUACGGGUCCAAGGUGACCUGCAGCAAAGGCGGCUGGGUCUACGUCCUCCACCCAACGCCGGAGCUGUGGACCGUCGCCCUGCCGCACCGAACCCAGAUCCUCUACACCACCGACAUCGCCACCAUCACCAUGAUGCUGGAGCUGAAGCCGGGCUCCAUCGUCUGCGAGUCCGGUACCGGUAGUGGCUCGCUGUCCCACGCCAUCCUGAGGACCAUUGCCCCCACAGGGCACCUUCACACGGUGGAGUUCCACCAGCAGCGAGCCGAGAAGGUUCAGGAGGAGUUCGCGGAGCACCGAGUGGAUCAUCUGGUCACCGUCCGGAACCAGGACGUCUGCAAGGACGGCUUCGGAGUGACCGGAGUGGCCGACGCCAUCUUCCUGGACAUCCCGAGUCCCUGGGAGGCCGUUGGACACGCCAAGGCUGCCAUGAAGAGACAAGCAGGCGGUCGGCUGUGCUCCUUCUCUCCCUGCAUAGAGCAGGUUCAGAGGACCUGCCAGGCUCUGGUGGAUCAGGGCUUCGAGGAGAUCAACACUCUGGAGGUUCUGCUGAGGAUCCACGACGUCAGAACCGUCUCGCUGCCGCUGCCCGACUUCGGACCCGACUGUCGGUCCGACGGCGUGGAGGAAACGUCUCCGAACUAUGCCGCCGUCAGCCUGAAGACCACGACUCCGCCCAGAGAGAUCCCGGGUCACACAGGAUACCUGACCUUCGCCACCAAACCCAGAACCUAAAGCCCAGUGAUUCCCCUCCAACAGGGUUCAUAAUCCGCCUUCAUGAGGCCGAUAAUCCGGCGGUGGUACCGGCCUCCUCCAGGACCGGCCGGCCCUGCAGAGGAUUUCCUCUUACGUAACUUUGUUCAUGUCGGUCGGUGCCGGUUUUGCUGCUUGCAUCAAGCAGGAGAGGAAAUCAUCUCGUUUGAGAAGAUUAAAACUCUUGGAUCAUAACCCAUUAUUUCAUUCUUUUUUAUAUUAAAGUCAUUUUUAAUCUCAGCUUUUAUUUGAUUUUGAGUGAAGAUAUGUUUUGUUUUUUUUACUGUUCUGGCACAUUUGUAUUCAAGUGAAAACAAUAAAUGUGUGAAAAGAUUCUGAUCUUCACUUAAAACUU
This is a messenger RNA of Amphiprion ocellaris (clown anemonefish), 1621 nucleotides long. It is a transcript of the gene trmt61a, whose product is annotated as tRNA methyltransferase 61A. The record is from RefSeq and is a predicted model, not a curated record. The coding region runs from base 358 to 1248 and encodes 296 amino acids. The transcript has 5 exons. Lineage: Eukaryota; Metazoa; Chordata; Actinopteri; Pomacentridae. Gene Ontology annotation, cellular component: nucleus; tRNA (m1A) methyltransferase complex. Gene Ontology annotation, biological process: tRNA methylation.